CACAACCUCAAACGAUCGCGCGCUGGUGGUUAACAUAAAAUUUCCUAGGGAUUUUAGAAAUCAGUGACGAUGAGUUCAAUUUUCAGAGUAAUAUCCACGAGCUUUCAAUGCGUGGCUUGCAGUAGGAGUAAUUUAUAUCUUCCGUUUUCUCGCACACUUAGUAAGCUUACUGCAUCUCGAACAUUUGCAACAGACACACAGGAAAACCUAAAAAGGACACCACUAUAUGACUUUCAUUUGGAACAUGGAGGUAGAAUGGUUCCUUUCUGUGGUUGGUCUAUGCCUGUGCAAUAUAAUGAUGGUGUUUUACCCUCACAUUUACACACACGCCAGCAAGCCUCUCUGUUUGAUGUAUCACACAUGUUACAAUUCAAGUUACACGGAAAUGACAGGGUUAAAUUCUUGGAGAGUUUAGUCGUUGCUGAUAUUGAUGGACUUGGGGACAACACUGGAACACUCUCUUUGUUUACGACAGAAAGUGGUGGCAUUAUUGAUGACUUGAUCAUUAACAACACUCCUGAACAUUUAUAUGUUGUGUCUAAUGCAGGAUGUGCAGAUAAAGUUUUGAAGCAUCUCCAGGAAAGACUACAAGCUGUGAGUAAUGAUCUAGAUGUUGCUCUAGAAGUUCUUGAGAACAAAGCCCUUGUUGCAUUACAAGGUCCUCAAGCUGCCAAAGUUCUUCAGAGCGGUGUUCAAACUGACCUCAGUAAAAUGUUCUUUAUGCAUGGUGGUGUAAUGGAUGUGUUUGGAAUCAAGGAUGUGCGAGUUACUAGGUGUGGCUACACUGGAGAGGAUGGCUUUGAGUUGUCUGUAGAUAAAAACAGAGCUGUUGAUUUGGCCAAAGCCUUGUUAGAAAGUAAAGAAGCCGAGGUAAAACCAGCUGGACUGGGGCCAAGGGACAGUUUGCGACUUGAGGCAGGCCUUUGUCUCUAUGGAAACGACAUUGAUGAAGGCAUCAGCCCUGUUGAGGCAGUGCUUGUGUGGACAAUAGGGAAGAGGCGACGCGCCCAAGCAGAUUUUCCUGGAGCUGAAAUAAUCCUGAGACAGAUCAAAGAAAAAGCUAAAAGGAAAAGAGUGGGCCUGGUUUCUAAAGGACCUCCUGCAAGAGGUGGAACAACCAUUCUGGAUUCCGAUGGGAAUAAAAUAGGUCACGUGACCAGUGGAUGCCCGUCACCCAGUCUCAAGCAGAACAUUGCAAUGGCUUACGUGACGUCAGAGUUCGCCAAACCUGGGACAUCUCUCCAGUUAGAAGUGUACAAGAAAAAGAUCGAGGCUCAAGUUGUGAAGAUGCCUUUUUUGCCAACAAAGUACUUCUUUGGAAAGUGAAUUUCAACGUGAAAGCCAAAAGACAGUCGAAACAAGCGUGUAUGAUUUAGGAAUACUAUUUGAAAUUGAAUAGGGUUUGAAAUAAUGUGUGAAAAAUAUCGAAAAGAUAAUAUAAUCGAUUACUUAAUUUUAUUUUUUACAUGUAACAUGGUGGAGCCCCUAAUCAAAGUUUUAGUGCGCAAUACAGCAGUCAGGAGCUCUUUCUCAUAAUCAGAACUAGAUUUACUUUCUGUAGUCAAUCAUUUGUCGUCUUUUUAAAUUAAUAUUUGAAAGC
This is a messenger RNA of Orbicella faveolata, 1600 nucleotides long. Its product is annotated as aminomethyltransferase, mitochondrial-like. The record is from RefSeq and is a predicted model, not a curated record. Gene Ontology annotation, cellular component: mitochondrion; glycine cleavage complex. Gene Ontology annotation, molecular function: protein binding; aminomethyltransferase activity. Gene Ontology annotation, biological process: glycine catabolic process. NCBI's taxonomy places the organism in Eukaryota, Metazoa, Cnidaria, Anthozoa, Scleractinia, Merulinidae.